Phacochoerus africanus (Common warthog) is the source of this 2931-nucleotide messenger RNA. RefSeq names its product brain enriched guanylate kinase associated (gene BEGAIN). Bases 337 to 2187 code for a protein of 616 amino acids. Gene Ontology annotation, cellular component: synapse. The transcript has 7 exons. Lineage: Eukaryota; Metazoa; Chordata; Mammalia; Artiodactyla; Suidae. The record is from RefSeq and is a predicted model, not a curated record.
AGAACUGAGCCCAGAGCUAAUGAACGCGGAGGCACCGUGGGUGGAUGAUGGAACACUUGGACUUUUGGGGUUGAGGCUGACCCUCGCAUCCCGGGGCUCCUCCCACCCUGCGUUGGCCGGCUGGAGGCCAGGCCUGCUGGGUGCCCGGGGGUGCCCUGGAAGGACCAGGGCUCCAGCUGGAACUCACAGCCAGAAGAGAAGAGGCAGGAAAAGACACGCCACAGAGGUGUAGGACUCAAGCAUGCAUUGUCCGUGUUUAUUGAGCGCCUGCUGUAUGCUGGGAUCUAGUAUGCUGAGCGCGGUGAUGGGAACCUGGGAAAGGCCUCUGCCGCAGACAUGGAGAAACUCAGCGCGCUGCAGGAGCAGAAGGGCGAGCUGCGCAAGCGGCUGUCCUACACCACCCACAAGCUCGAGAAGCUGGAGACCGAGUUCGACUCCACCCGCCACUACCUGGAGAUCGAGCUGCGCCGCGCGCAGGAGGAACUGGAGAAGGUCACGGAGAAGCUGCGCAGGAUUCAGAGCAACUACAUGGCGCUGCAAAGGAUCAACCAGGAGCUGGAGGACAAGCUGUACCGCAUGGGCCAGCACUACGAGGAAGAGAAGCGCGCUCUUAGCCACGAGAUCGUCGCCCUCAACAGCCACCUGCUGGAGGCCAAGGUGACCAUUGACAAGCUUUCGGAGGACAAUGAGCUGUAUCGAAAGGACUGUGAUCUGGCGGCCCAGCUGCUGCAGUGCAGCCAGACCUAUGGCAGAGUCCACAAGGUGUCCGAGCUGCCCUCUGAGUUCCAGGAGCGCAUGAACCUGAGCAUGGACAAGCCCAGCUGCAGCCUGCCCUCCCCGCUCUGCCGCCCGGCCUACGCCGACAGCGUCCCGGCCUGCGUCAUGGCCAAGGUGCUGGAGAAGCCCGACCAGGCCAGCCUGUCCUCCCGCCUGUCGGAUGCCUCGGCCAGUGACCUGGGCUUCCGCGACGGGCUGGAGAAGCCGGGCUCCCGGCCCCCCUACAAGGGGGACCUCUACUGCAGCGACACGGCGCUCUACUGCCCGGAGGAGCGGCGGCAUGACCGGCGGCCCAGCGUGGAUGGGCCCGUGGCCGAUGUGGGCUUCCUGCAGGCCCAGAAUUCCACCGACAGCACGGCCGAUGAGGAGGAGGAGGCCGAGGCGGCUGCCUACCCUGCGAGCUACCGGCACGAGGCCUUCCCGGGCUACGCGGCCUCGCUGCCCACGUCCAGCUCCUACUCGAGCUUCAGCGCCACCUCGGAGGAGAAGGAGCACGCCCAGGCCAGCACGCUCACGGCCUCGCAGCAGGCCAUCUACCUGAAUAGCCGCGAUGAGCUGUUCGGCCGCAAGCCGCCCGCGGCCUACGAGAGCAGCCCGCGCUAUGCCGCCGCCGCCGCCGCGGCCGCCGCCGCGGUGGCCGCCCCGCUCGAGGCCGCGGUAGCCCCGGGGUACCCUCGGACUGUGUCCCCGUACCCGGCCGAGCCCUUCCGCUUUCCGGCGCCCGCGGUCUCCCCAGGGCCCCAGCAGGCCCUGAUGCCCCCUAAUCUGUGGAACCUGCGGGCCAAGCCGGGGUCAGCCCGGCUGGUCGGGGAGGAUGCGCGCGGCCAGUGGCGGCCCCUGAGCGUGGAGGACAUCGGCGCCUACCCCUUCCAGGCCGCCGCCGCCGCCGCUGCAGCCGCUGCUGCAGCGGCCGCUGCCGCUGGCGCCGCUGGCCGCGCCUCGCCCUGCAACUUCAAUGAUCGUUAUUUCGGGGGCGGGGCGGGAGGCUCCGGGGAUAAGGCCGAGGGCCGCGCCAGCCCCCUCUAUGCCAGCUACAAGGCUGACAGCUUCUCGGAGGGCGAUGACCUCGCCCAGGGCCACCUGGCCGAGCCCCGCUUCCUCCGGGUGGCCGGCGAGCUGAGUCUCAGCCCUGGGCGCGCGGCCGACCCCCUGCCCAGCUAUGCGGCCAGCGAGGGGGAUCGGGAGAGGCUCGGGGUGCAGCUGUGCGGGGCGAGUGGCAGCCCCGAGCCCGAGCACAGCCCCCGUAGCUCCAGGGAUUCCCUGGAGCCCAGCUCCAUGGAGGCUUCCCCGGAGAUGCACCCCUCCGCCCGCCUCAGCCCCCAGCCGGCCUUCCCUCGGGCUGGCGGCUCGGGGCUCAGCCGCAAGGACAGUCUCACUAAAGCCCAGCUCUAUGGGACCCUGCUCAACUGAGCGCCCGCGUGCAGGCCUCAGCCACGGCCACCCCCGCGCACACACGCCCCGGGUCCCCAGGGGUGCAGCCUCACCUCCCCAACACCCAGCUCCCCGGCCCUGCAAACAAGGACCCCUCUCCACCUAGCCCAGUCGAGCCUGAGAGGGGGACCCCCAGCCCACGUGUCUCGUCCGCCCCCGUGGCACCAUGGUAGAACGUUCUUUCUCCUACCGCCAUCCUUCCCUGGCUGCGAUGAGCUUUCCCCGCUUUUGUAACGUGCACCUCUUUCUACAGUGCAGAAGCGUCUUUCUUCACGCACUGGGCCUCCAGCUCUCUGGACGGCGGCCUUGGCGUUGCCAGCGCAAAGCUCCUUGACUUUCCGGCGAGGGCAAGAGGGGCCUGCCCCUUGGAGGGAAGGACGGUGUCCGGCCGAGACACCCCAGCAAGCCAGUGACAAGGGAACCCCAAAGCUCUGCCCGCGAAGAGGGGAACCGAAAUGGGUGAAGGGAUGAGCGCCGUUUCCAGCUAUUCUUGCGUGUGGCCCGCCCCCGUCCCCCCCAGCUCUCCCGUGGUCUGUAGUCCCGAGUGGGGCCGGUGCUUGUCCCCCAGUGUCCCGCUCCCUGGCACCACCUCGCUCUACCUCAGAUGCAAUGAGGCCCUCCGACCCCCGGUUUCCGUGGCUUGCUUUCCUGUUGUCUGUGAUGCAUGCCCUGUCUCAGUACUGUGUUUUGCUCUCAGUAAUUAAAGUCAUCAGUGGAAAGAAA